This is a messenger RNA of Penicillium macrosclerotiorum, 1917 nucleotides long. RefSeq names its product carnitine O-acetyltransferase CAT2. Gene Ontology annotation, molecular function: carnitine O-acetyltransferase activity. The record is from RefSeq and is a predicted model, not a curated record. Gene Ontology annotation, cellular component: peroxisome; mitochondrion. Gene Ontology annotation, biological process: carnitine metabolic process. The coding region runs from base 1 to 1917 and encodes 638 amino acids. NCBI's taxonomy places the organism in Eukaryota, Fungi, Ascomycota, Eurotiomycetes, Eurotiales, Aspergillaceae. The transcript has 4 exons.
AUGUUCGCUGCCUCUGCGCGAAGCCGUCUCUCCACCCUGUCAAGGCCCCGGCUCCCUCCGACACAACUACUCGCCCGCUCGACUCUCGCCAUGGCUCGAAAGGCAUCGUCCGUCCCUGAGGGAUACAAGGAGGAUCUCUCCAAGGGCAAGAUGCUCCGAUUUGAAGACUCCCUGCCCCGCCUUCCCGUCCCAUCCCUGGAGGAGACCGGUAAGCGGUACCUCAAGUCCGUCCAUCCGCUGGUCUCCGAAGCCGAGUUCGAGCGCACUAAGAAGGCCGUCGAGGCAUUCGUUCGCCCCGGCGGUGAAGGUGAGCCCCUGCAGAAGCGCCUGCUGGAGCGUGCCGCCGAUCCCAAGAUCAAGAACUGGUUGGCCGAGUGGUGGAACCAGGCUGCCUACCUGGGCUACCGUGACCCCGUCAUUCCCUAUGUCUCCUACUUCUAUUCCUACCGUGACGACCGUGAGCGCCGUAACCCAGCCAAGCGUGCCGCCGCGAUCACCUCCGCUGCGCUUGAGUUCAAGCACCAGGUCGACGAUGGCUCCCUGGAGCCCGAGUACAUGCGCGGCCAGCCCAUGGCAAUGAGCUCAUACGAGUACAUGUUCAACUGCUGCCGUAUCCCCGCCGACGGCGAAGACUUCCCCCGCAAAUUCGCCGCCUCCGAGAACCAGCACAUCGUGGUGGUCCGCAAGAACCAGUUCUUCAAGGUCCCCCUCGUUGUCGACGGCCAGCCCCUCAACGUCUCGGAGCUGGAAAAGCAGUUCGAGCGCAUUUAUGAGAUUGCCCAGCCCGCCCCGCCAGUCGGUACUCUGACUGUAGCAGACCGAGACCACUGGACUGCUGCCCGCAAGCAGCUUGUCGCGUCCGACCCAGCCAACGAGCAGGCUUUGAAGGACAUUGAGUCCAGCGGCUUCGUCGUCUGUCUAGAUGAUGCCAAGCCCGUUACCCUGGAGGAGCGUGCUCACCAGUACUGGCACGGCGACGGCAGCAACCGCUGGUUCGACAAGCCUCUGCAGUUCAUCAUUAACGAUAAUGGCACCGCUGGCUUUAUGGGCGAGCACUCCAUGAUGGAUGGUACCCCCACCCACCGUCUCAACGACUUCAUCAACGCCCUGAUCUUCGGCAAGAAGAUUGACCUGUCGGCUAAAGCCGUCCGCUCACAGCUUGCUGACCCCAAGCCCAUCAACUUCAAGCUCAACGAGGAGGCCAACGCCGCCAUCGAUGUUGCGGUCCAGUAUCACCGCAAGCAGAUCGGCUCUCACGAGCUUGUCGUCCAGGCCUAUCAGGGCUACGGCAAGGGCCUGAUCAAGAAGUUCAAGUGCAGCCCCGAUGCCUAUGUCCAGAUGGUCAUCCAGCUGGCCUACUACAAGAUGUAUGGCAAGAACCGCCCCACUUACGAGUCUGCCUCCACUCGUAAGUUCCAGGAGGGCCGUACCGAGACCACUCGUACCGUCUCCGACGAGAGCACUGCCUUCACACGCGCUUUCUGCGACCCCAGCGUUCCCCGCGAGGAGGUUGUCAAGCUCUUCCGCGCCGCGUUGGCCCAGCACACCAAGUACACUCUCGAAGCCAGCGAUGGCCACGGUGUCGACCGCCACCUCUUCGGCUUGAAGAAGCUCCUCCAACCCGGCGAGAAGCUGCCCGCCAUCUAUGAAGACCCCGCCUUCUCAUACUCUGGCUCCUGGUACAUUUCCUCCUCUCAGCUGAGCUCGGAGUUCUUCAACGGCUACGGAUGGAGCCAGGUCAUUGACGACGGCUUCGGCAUUGCCUACAUGAUCAACGAGAACAGUCUCAACUUCAACAUCGUCUGCAAGCGCCUCGGUGCUCACCGCAUGAGCUACUACCUCAACGAGGCUGCCUCCGAGCUGCGCGACGUCCUCCUCCCCGACCUGGCUGCGCAGGCCGAGAAGGCCAAGCUGUAG